This is a messenger RNA of Scatophagus argus, 2180 nucleotides long. It is a transcript of the gene pros1, whose product is annotated as protein S. Bases 116 to 2155 code for a protein of 679 amino acids. Lineage: Eukaryota; Metazoa; Chordata; Actinopteri; Scatophagidae. Gene Ontology annotation, cellular component: extracellular region. The record is from RefSeq and is a predicted model, not a curated record. Gene Ontology annotation, molecular function: calcium ion binding. The transcript is spliced from 14 exons.
CCACCCCUCUACGAAAACACUUUCGGGAAGAAUGAAGGUUUUUUUCCCCCCUCACACUGACUGUGCUCAGCCAGUCUUUACUCAGAGCCAAACCGUGGCCUAGAACGGCUUGACUAUGUGGAGAAAGAAACGGGCACUCAGGGAACCCUUGGCUUGUCUCGUAUUUCUUGUGACGCUCGUCGAUGCUUAUCGAUUCAUGAGCCAGAGCACAGCCUCCCAGUUCCUGAGCAGGCACAGACGAGCCAACUCUCUGUUUGAGGAGAGCAGGAAGGGCAACCUGGAGAGGGAGUGCAUCGAGGAGCUGUGCAACAAGGAAGAGGCCCGGGAGAUCUUUGAGAAUGAGCUAGAGACAGAAUAUUUCUACCCCAAAUAUGUCGCAUGUUUGGGUUCACACCGUGUGGGAAUCAACAACCAGAACUCGGAUUCUGGCAUCCCAUCUAACCUUCGCACCUGUGUGAACGAGAUCAGUAACCAGUGCACACCGUUUCCGUGCUACAAGGAGGGUUCGGAGCGCUGCGUGGACGGCCAGGCUUCCUUCCUGUGUGUGUGUAAACCUGGCUGGAAGGGGCCGCGCUGUGAGAAUGACAUCGACGAAUGUUCCGAUCCUGAAUUCCCAGCAGGAUGUAACCAAAAAUGUCACAACUUCCCUGGCAGUUUCCAGUGCCUGUGUGAAGAUGGCUACUUCAUCAAUAACAAAAUCAGCUGUGUGGAUAUCAAUGAAUGCCUGAUGUACCCCAGUAUCUGCGGAGAACCAGCUAAAUGUGUCAACACACCGGGGAUGUAUGAGUGCAAGUGUCCUGAGGGUUUCAAAUAUAACUUCACUUCCAAGACCUGCAGUGAUGUCGAUGAGUGCAAGUUCAAUGUGUGCGAUGGGACUUGUAUAAACACAGCGGGCAGCUACGAGUGCCACUGUGAUGGUCGUCAGGGAUUUCGUUUGGCGGAGGACAAGCGAUAUUGUGAAAGAAUCCCUGUUUGUGUGGAUCUGCAUGAGUACAAACACCCUGAGAUGCUUUACCUGGGGGAGCAGUUUACAGGCCUUCCUGUCAUCUACCUGCGUUUUCGUCUGCCGGAGAACACAAAGUUUGCAGCAGAGUUUGACUUCCGUACAUUUGACCCAGAGGGAGUAGUGCUGUAUGCAGAGUCCUCUCAGGACUCGUGGUUCAUGUUGGGGCUGAGAGGUGGUCGCAUUGAAGUCCAGUUCAAAAAUCAGCACACGUUUAAGGUCACCAGCGGAGGAAAAGCCAUUAAUGAUGGACAGUGGCAUGUGAUUUCUGUGGAUGAACUGGAGAGCAGCAUCAGUGUGAAGAUCAGCAAGGAAGCUGUGAUGAGCAUCAACAGCCCAGACAGUCUCUUUACUUCAGUUAAUGGCAAGCUGGAGACCAAGGUCUAUAUCGCCGGGCUGCCCAACCGCACGGACAACGUCAUCAAACCUAUCAACCCUCGACUCGACGGCUGCAUCCGGGGCUGGAACUUGAUGAACCAAGGGGCAUCCGGAGUGAAGGAGGUCAUCCAGGAGAAAAAGAGUAAACACUGCUUUGUGUAUGUGGAACAAGGGUCGUUCUUCACCGGAGCAGGACUGGCACACUUCGACAUAGACUACAGUGAUUCUGGGAGCUGGAAUGUGGACAUAAAGAUGAACAUACGUCCAUCCAGCAGCACAGGUGUCCUCUUUGCUCUCGUCCACAACAACACAGUCCCUCUGUCGGUUGCUGUUUUAACGCAGGGAGAAGAAGAUGCUAAUCUGCAAGUGUUCCUGUUUGGCAUCCCUGUGGCAACGCUGGAUUCCCUCAUGCUGUGUUACCCUGACCGGCUGACAGUGCAGCUGAACGUGACUCCUGCCGAAAUCCAAAUCUCAGCCAACUCCUCCACUGUUGCCUACAUGAAGUCCGAUGCCCUGCGUGAGGCACUGGAGCACCUCAAUGCCACAAUGCAAAACCCCAUCAGUACAUAUGUUGGUGGGAUACCAGAUGAUGUCCCAUUAACCGCCACCCCCGUGACGGCCUUUUACCACGGCUGCAUGGACAUCUCUAUCAACGGCGAGCAGCUCGACUUUGACGAAGCUCUCAGCAAACAUAACAGCAUUAAGUCCCACUCCUGCCCUCCCGUGUCUGCCCCGGAGAGUCACCCCGAUGCAGCGCAACCGCAUGGAGAGUGACCUUAAUUAACAACUGGAUCAGACU